Messenger RNA from Musca vetustissima, 826 nucleotides. It is a transcript of the gene Reg-2, whose product is annotated as rhythmically expressed gene 2 protein. The record is from RefSeq and is a predicted model, not a curated record. The coding region runs from base 1 to 810 and encodes 269 amino acids. NCBI's taxonomy places the organism in Eukaryota, Metazoa, Arthropoda, Insecta, Diptera, Muscidae. The transcript has 3 exons.
AUGUCAAGUUUGGGUCGUUUACGUUUAAUAACCUUCGAUGUUACAAACACUCUGCUACAGUUUCGUUCGAGUCCCGGUAAACAAUAUGGUGAAAUUGGCGCCCUAUUCGGUGUUCGCUGUGACAACAAUGAUUUAGUGAAAAAUUUCAAAGCCAAUUGGCAAAAGAUGAAUCGACUGUAUCCAAAUUUUGGCAGAAACUCAGCCUUGUUGGAAUGGCAACAGUGGUGGAGAGAGUUAAUUGCUAACACAUUUGCCGAUAGUGGAGCACGUAUACCCGAAGAGAAAAUAGAAAAUUUCAGUAAACAUUUGCUAGAACUGUAUAAGACCUCAUCGUGUUGGCAGCACUGCAACGGCAGUGUUGAUCUACUCAACUAUUUGCGCAUGCAACAACAAUUGGGUGCACGAGAAAAUUCCAAUAGAGAACAACCUUUUGUUAUGGGGGUAAUUGCCAAUUUUGAUCCACGUUUGCCCAAAUUAUUGGGCAAUUUAAAAAUCGAUCAUUUUCUCGAAUUCGCACUCAACUCGUAUGACUGCAAAGUGGAAAAACCAAAUACGGAAAUAUUUGAUAUGGCUAUAAAGGCAUCUAAACUGAAGGAUCUCAAACCUGAACAGUGUUUACAUGUGGGUGAUGGACCCACAACAGAUUAUAUGGCUGCUAAAGCGGCCGGCUGGAAUGCUGCACUGGUGCAUGAGAAAAAUGCCGAUUAUUUAAUGCAAAAAUAUGGUGAAGAUAAAAUCGAUCCUAGCUAUGUAUUUCCCAGUUUGUAUGACUUCCAUAAGAAACUAGCCAAUAAUAGUAUAGUGUGGUAAAAAUUCAACAAUCAAA